This is a messenger RNA of Xenopus tropicalis (tropical clawed frog), 2012 nucleotides long. RefSeq names its product RNA pseudouridylate synthase domain containing 2 (gene rpusd2). Gene Ontology annotation, molecular function: pseudouridine synthase activity; tRNA pseudouridine(32) synthase activity; RNA binding. Gene Ontology annotation, biological process: RNA modification; RNA processing; pseudouridine synthesis. Bases 97 to 1590 code for a protein of 497 amino acids. The transcript has 3 exons. The record is from RefSeq and is a predicted model, not a curated record. NCBI's taxonomy places the organism in Eukaryota, Metazoa, Chordata, Amphibia, Anura, Pipidae.
UAGGGGUCGCUAGAUUACACGCUUUAGCCUGGAGUUGCCUCGUGACGUCAUCAGCGUGCGCCGGUACAGCUGUCGCUUCCAUGUGUCUGGCAGGGCAUGAUUAGAGCCCAGUCAGCAAGGUGGCUAGUGGCACUGGGCAAUAGGUUUGUAGCCGCUGUCAUGUCGGAAGGGUCGCUUAAAAGAAAAGAGCCCAAUGGCGAGCCUGGGGAGGGUGCAGGGAAGCGGAGGCACAAGAAGCGGAAGGCCGCGGGAGAUGGGGACCGGCAUGUGCCGCCUCCGGUAAAGCGGAAAGUAGGGGUGAGCUUCGGGGACGAGCACUUCAGAGAGACGGAGACCUACUUGGAGAACGGGCUGCGCAAGGUCCGCCCUUACUACUUUGAUUUCGAGACCUACUGCAAAGGCCGAUGGGUAGGGAAGAGUCUGCUGGAGGUGUUCGGCAAGGAGUUCCGGGCGGAGCCGCUGGAGUAUUAUGAGCAGGCGGCCCAGGCUGGCAGGCUCAGGCUUAACGAGGAGACAGUCCGGGAUCUGAAUGUUGUGCUCAAGAAUAACGAUUUCCUUAGGAACACUGUGCAUCGCCAUGAGCCUCCCGUUACGGCUGAGCCGCUGCGUAUCCUAGCAGAGAACGAUGAGAUGGUUGUCAUAGAUAAGCCUUCUUCCCUGCCUGUCCACCCAUGUGGCCGCUUCCGACACAACACGGUCAUAUUCAUCUUGGGCAAGGAGUACAAUUUGAAGGGGCUGCACACUAUUCAUAGGCUGGACCGCAUGACCUCUGGGGUGCUCAUGUUUGCCAAGACCUUAGAAGUGUCUAAGAAGAUUGAUGAGCAAGUGCGCCAGCGUCAGCUAGAGAAGGAGUAUGUGUGCAGAGUAUGUGGCGAAUUUCCUAAAGAAGAGGUGACCUGUGAGGAGCCCAUAUUUGUUGUCUCCUACAAGAUUGGGGUGUGCCGUGUGGAUCCCAAAGGGAAACCUUGCAAAACUGUCUUCCAGAGGCUCAGCUACAAUGGCAAGUCUAGCGUGGUAAAGUGCUUCCCUUACACUGGGCGCACUCACCAGAUCCGAGUCCAUUUGCAGUACCUGGGACAUCCCAUUGUCAAUGAUCCAAUAUACAACACGGAAGCCUGGGGACCUAACAGAGGAAAAGGGGGCGAAAUCAACAGGACAGAUGAGGAUCUUCUCCGGGCCCUGGUAGAUGUGCACAAAUCUAAACAAAGCCUGGACAUUCUUGAUAUUUCAGAAGAGGAUCUUCAGCCCAUCAUGGAAAAUGCUGGCUUAAAGUCCUCCACAGAACCUGUACAGAAGGAGGCCAGUGAGCCAGCAGAUCCCCAACCAAAGGACGAGGCACAGGAAUGCAAAUUAACUGAAAAUGUGACAAACUCUUCUCAGGACACUGAUAGCAGUGCUGCAUGCAGAAUUACAGAGGAGUCCAGCCAAGGCUCCAGGGACUCUCUGUGUGGCGAGUGUAGGAUUGUAAGGGCAGAUCCUUCACCCAAAGACCUGGUUAUGUACCUUCAUGCUUUACGUUAUAAGGGAGCAGAAUUUGAUUUUUCAUCUGACAUGCCAGACUGGGCACAAGAAAAUUGUCAAGAGAACUGAAAGCACAACAUGGACUAGGGUGGUGUUCAUGCCAGAUGGAUGAUUUUAUUGUCUUUUCUUUUUUUCUUUUAUUUUUUUAUAUCAUCACUGGAAGUGACCUUUAACUUCCCCUUUUUUAUUCAAGUGAAUGUACUAAAUUAAAUUCGGUUAGAAAUGUUAUAAAUGCAAAGAAAGAAACCAAAUGAAUUGUGUUCUGGUGCUUGAAUAAAGGCCGAGUAACCUCAGUCUAAUAAACAUUUAUCCAUAAUGUACACUUGGGGAACUGCACCCAUCUAUCUGGAUGCAUUUGCUCUAAACCUAUUGGUGCAAAAAAGUCAAAAAGCAACAGACAAUCUUGUUCUCUGUACAGUAGAAGUCUCUGAGCAAACUUACUGUACGUAAAGCGAGUCUUGCUCAUUAAAGCUUACAGUGUAAAAUGAUAA